This is a messenger RNA of Seriola dumerili (greater amberjack), 2571 nucleotides long. RefSeq names its product NEDD4 family-interacting protein 1-like (gene ndfip1). NCBI's taxonomy places the organism in Eukaryota, Metazoa, Chordata, Actinopteri, Carangiformes, Carangidae. Bases 147 to 803 code for a protein of 218 amino acids. The transcript has 8 exons. Gene Ontology annotation, cellular component: Golgi apparatus; endoplasmic reticulum; perinuclear region of cytoplasm. The record is from RefSeq and is a predicted model, not a curated record. Gene Ontology annotation, biological process: metal ion transport; positive regulation of protein ubiquitination; vacuolar transport. Gene Ontology annotation, molecular function: WW domain binding.
GUCAGGAGGGGAGAAGGAAGGAGAUGGCCGACUAAGAGCCAACCUUAUCUCUGCUACUUCGUCGGCGAGAUUCCUGUUAACAUAAAACAUUUUAACAGUUGCAGUGGGGGAAGAGGACAUUUGAAAUAUUUUGCCCCUCUUCCACAAUGGCAGAACAAAACAGUAACGUCAGAUAUCAGGAGCUGGUGAAUGAGGAGGAGCCAGCCCAGCCAUCCCAGGAGGGUCCUGCCCCGGACGCACCACCACCGUACAGCAGCAUUGCAGCAGCAAAUGCAGCGUUCUUUGAAUACAAGGAAGAUGGAGCAAGAUUUCCUAACCCUCCAUCUUACAGUGUUGCCACUACUCUGCCCUCCUAUGACGAAGCUGAGAGAAGCAAAGCAGAGGCUGCCAUCCCUCUGGUCACUGGAAGAGUCACGGAGGACGACUUUGUAGCCAGAGAUGACUUUGAAGACGCUGAUCAGCUGCGAAUAGGAAAUGACGGCAUCUUCAUGCUCACUUUCUUCAUGGCAUUCCUCUUCAACUGGAUCGGCUUCUUCUUGUCGUUCUGUUUGACCACGUCAGCUGCCGGCCGAUACGGGGCCAUCUCUGGCUUCGGCCUGUCCCUCAUCAAAUGGGUUCUCAUUGUCAGGUUUUCUACCUACUUCCCUGGUUACUUUGAUGGGCAGUACUGGUUGUGGUGGGUGUUCCUGGCCCUGGGCUUCAUGCUGUUCAUCAGGGGCUUUGUCAACUACUCCAGAGUGCGUAAACUGGCCGAUCCCACCUAUGCCACUCUUCCCCGAACAAGGGUACUCUUCAUCUAUUAGAGCUUGCCAUGACAUAAAUUCAAGAUGGUGGAUGUGGGAGAACUGGACAUGACCAACACAAGCAGCGACUCUGUGAAGAGUUUCAAAUUAAACUGAAGACACUUAACCAGAAAUCAGCCAGACGAGUUACAGAUGAAGAAAACUCUCAAUAAAAUAUUCAGGAAUUAUAUCAUUUGUUUUAUUUUUGCUUUGAAACUUUAUUAAUGGAAAAAGGUUAACAGUAAUAGUCCCUCAGUGUACUCAUUAGUGACGAAUGUUAAGUGCUAUUUACAUCUCAGUCUGUAAUGUAUAAGUAAUGCCUUAUAUCAUUUGAUGGUAGCAUACGAGCAUGCAUCUGCCCUUAGGGUCAAUAAAUAGGGAAAGCCUCAUGUUGGUGACACUUAUAGCCAACAGGUAUUUAUUAAUACAGCACUCUGUAGACUUGCCAUAGCAUGUAACACACUUUGUAAUCUACACUAAUCUCACUUCAUGGUUUUAUUGUGACUAUUCUAGGCUCUUUUUAGACACCACAUACACUUAAAAGCAAUUUUUUCAUUAGGCUGUAAAUGCUCAUAUUCGCAUUACCACAUGUAUCACUCACCUGUUGGCUUUAAGUAGUGUUGCCCUUUUUUUAACCAGAAGGGGGCAGUGUUGUUUUCUGCUUUUAAGAUAUUGGAAACUGUCCAUCAAGGGCAUUGUCAUAAUAUAACAUACAUGCUUGUGAUUCAAAUGCAGUGUCAGUGAAGCACACCGAAAUGACAUCCAUGUGUCAGAAGUUAUGAUUUUGCCUAUAAAUGUUUUGCUGUACAUUUACAUUUAAUCGGGUAAAACUAUCCAUCUUGGGAAAAAAAGAGUUUUAAGUUACAGAUAUGAUCUUAGAUGAUGCUGCAUUUUUUAACAAAGACAAGCUGCAACUAAAAACCAUAUAGCCACAAAUGUCAAGCGACAAUCCCCCCGCAGCAGCUCAGCUGACAGUGAGGGGACGCUGAAUUUUUGGACAGUGACAGAAACCGAGAUAAUUUUUCUGGGCGUAUGAGCACAUUUUGUGGUUCAUGGCCUUAUUUAGAUGUAACAGCGUGACCUUUGCAUUACUCUUCAGUGAGUCAGUGGAGUCGGCAUCACAUUGAAUGUCAGUGGAAAAGCUGUGUGAUUAUAGAAAAGAUUCUUUGGCUGUCUGGAUUUCAGCUGUUAACGAUCUCGCUGAAGCAUGUGGAUCACAUUAUCUAAGAGCAUAAAAAUAACUCAAAUUCCUUUUCCAAGUGGGGUUUUGCCAUAAGAUUUAAUUGACAGAUGGGGUAGGGAAAUCUUUUUUAUUUUUUUUCCUUUUUGGGGUGGGGGAAGGGUUAACACUUUUUUUUCUUCUUGAGGUGUAAAAUGUUAGCUAUCUUGUGGAACUAUGUCAAAGAAUGUUGUAUGCAGGUGCACUUUUAGAAACAUAACUGAUAAAACCCAGAGGACGUUCCCAUCAGGUCUCAGACAUAUAGAACAAGGAAUGAAUGAUGCAGCAGCAGUUCAGGAUUUUUCUUUAGUUUUAGAAUCUGGAGGAAUUGGCAUGUCAGGAUAAUACAGUUUUUCAUGAUUUAAUCAUUGUCAUCACUAGAAGGAGUUAAUGUCUAGCAAACUGAACUGUUUGCCUUAAACACUUAACUUAAUACUUCUGUCAUUGCUUUGAUACAGACCCAUUAUGCUUAUUUCUAUGUGAUGUUAGAGCUGCAACUUUGGGGUUUUGUUGUUAUGAAACUGUACAUAAAACGUUUAGUGUUAAAUAAAUGUCACUUUUAACGCGUCA